Andrographis paniculata is the source of this 1592-nucleotide messenger RNA. RefSeq lists its product as uncharacterized. Gene Ontology annotation, molecular function: protein binding. The transcript has 14 exons. Bases 83 to 1279 code for a protein of 398 amino acids. The record is from RefSeq and is a predicted model, not a curated record. Lineage: Eukaryota; Viridiplantae; Streptophyta; Magnoliopsida; Lamiales; Acanthaceae.
AACGCUCAGAAUAAUCCUCUUCCUUGCUGGUGGCACCGUGGAAGUUCCCGCAAGGCACAGCACAGAGGCAGAGAGGUUGAGAAUGGCCGCACUGCGUUAUCUCCACGCCCAUUGCGUCAUAUCGCCUAAUCCUUCCUGUAAUCGCUGUAGCUGCAGCUAUCUCAACCGGGGGAUUGGAAAUUUCAUCCAAUGCUCGGCUUCUGCUUCUCCUCCACCCAACCGCGGUUUUGAUCCAAAACCAAGAAAGCCUGUCAAGAGGAAGAUAAAGAAAUCUUCCCCUUCGCCAUCUUCCACUGUAUCCAACCAGGCGCUUGGCUUGGAUUUGGCUACUAGCGGAGACAGGAAGUUCGCGUCUUCUGACGAUCUUGAGUUUGAGCAGCGUCUCCAAACAAUUAGAAGGUCGGUUCUUGAGCAGAAAAAGACAGUAGUUGAAGAAAAUGGAGCAAUUGAUUAUGAUGCUCCGACCGAAACAAAAGACAGUUCAAGCGGACUGGGGGUUAAGGUUGGAGUUGGAGUUGCGGCUCUUGCAUUUGGUUUGGUAUUUGCUUUUGGAGAUCUUGUCCCUUCUGAAAGUGUUAACCCUACAGAGGAAGAUGCUAAAUUGGGUAAUAACAUUUCAAGGGAAGAGAGAACUAACCUUGAGGAGAGGCUUAAGGAGUUUGAAGGCACACUUAGCACAGCACCUGAAGAUACAGCUGCUCUUGAAGGAACUGCUGUGACCUUAGCAGAGAUGGGAGAAUAUAAGAAAGCUGCUCAGUUGCUUGAAAAGCUAACUGAGAAGAAACAACAAGAUCCUGAUGUUUUUCGCUUGCUUGGUGAAGUCAGAUAUGAGAACAAAGAUUAUGAAGGGAGUGUUGUAGCUUACAGAAGUGCUGAAAAGGCAUCAGAAAGUGUUAAUUUUGAAGUCCUUCAAGGUCUCACAAAUUCAUUGCUGGCGGCAAAAAAACCUGAUGAGGCCAUUCAGGUACUCAUGGCAUCUCGUGAACGGUUGAAUAACGAAAAAUCUAGCAGUACAUCACAAAUGAGGUCUGGUGUAGAUCCACUUCAAAUUGACUUACUUCUUGGAAAGACCUAUUCGGAUUGUGGCCGUAUCACUGAUGCACUAGCUAUUUAUGACCAAAUUAUCUCCAGCCACCCUGUUGAUUUCAGGGGUUACUUAGCAAAGGGAAUCAUCUUAAAGGAGAUUGGAAGUAAAGGUGAUGCUGAGAGAAUGUUUAUACAGGCACGUUUCUUUGCACCUGAUAACGCUAAGGUGCUUGUUGACAAAUAUUCGGGAUGAUAUGAUCAUGUGUACAUAGGGUGCCAAGAAUUCGGAAGUUUGAUUGAUGUGGAAUAAUUGUCCUAUAUUUUGGAAUCCAAGCGAAGUCACAGAUGCAUCGUCAGGGUUAUUGUGAGGUUGCAGAGGGUUAUUGUGAGGUUGCAGAUUACUAAGUAGUUAGAGGAUCUGUCAUAGUGUGUGUUCUUUGUUCUCUGAACUUCUUAAAGUUGUGAACAGCAUAAUUGUUUGUUUAACUUGUAUUCAAUAAUAGUAUAUAUUAUUGGUUGCCAUUUUUAAAUGCAUAGAGAUGGAUUGAAUGUUAUUUGGCACCACA